UUUUAUAAUGUAAAAAAAUUUAUAUAAACACAUUAAUAACCUUUGUGACCAUUGAUUCACUAAGUCGCAAUGUUCUUUCGAAAUUAAUAUUUUCUGACUGUGCAAAACACUGUAUAAUCAAUAAGCAAUACUGUAUAUUCUGCCGAUAAUAAUAAUAAAAAGAAACCCAAGUUACCAUAGCAACAUUUUGAAUACAAAAAGUGCGACUUUGAAACUUGAUUGACAGCAUUCGGAAACGUCCAUCAUCGUCACUUCGAUUCUGCGAACGAAGGGUAGUAUUGACAUAAACAUAACAUGAUUGCUUUUUUAUUUUUACCUCCAGAAAAAAACUCGAGGCAGUAACAAAAACCUCUUGAAACAAUGAACUUCUUUGAUCAGUCUUAUUAUAGAUUGCUACGAACUUGUGUCUGUAUCGUAGGUCGGUGGCCAUACCAGACUAGUUUUAAAAAAUUUUUGAUAGGGAUUAUCAUCACUCUAGCUUAUAUUCUGCAAGUGGGACCGAAAAUUUUGGCAGACAUUGUGCACUCUGAUGAUCGGGAGCUGAUUUUUGAAACAUUAUCUCCUACUAUAUUAGAUUUUGCAGCUUUAACAAAAUAUAUUAAUACUUUUAUAAAUGCAAAAAUGAUUAAGAAUCUUGUGGAAAGGAUUAAAGAAGACUGGAGAUUAAUUACAAAUGACGGUGAAAAAGUUAUUUUGAAAAAACACGCUGGAGUGGGAAAAUUCAUGGCUACUGGAUACAUAGGAUUUGUAUACACAUCGACUGUGAUGUUUAUUAUCGAGCCGAUUUUGCCGAUACUAAUAAAUGCAAUAUUUAAAAUAAACAUCACGGCACCACAUAAAUUUGCCGAUCCAAUGGAGUGGAUUGUAAUAGACAAAGACAAAUAUUAUUGGUUGUUACUCAGCAAUUCCAGCGUUUGCAUCAUGAUAAUUUUGACAACGCUCGUUUGCCAUGACGUCGUAUUCAUCACCGUUGUACACCAUGCUCACGGAUUAUUUGCAAUUACAGGAUAUCGGAUCAAAAAUUUGCCCAAUAAUACAAUACAAGAAAAAAACUUUUCAAAAUUUGAUCCAACAACAAAUAAGCGGGAUAUUCAUUACAAACAUUUAGUUUCAUGCAUCAGAAUUCACCGACGAGCUUUAGAAUACGCAGAUUUUAUUGAACACACCUUCGCUGGAAGUUUCGGAGUUGUGAUUGGAUUGAAUUUGCCGUUAAUAAGUAUCACUGGAGUUCAGAUAAUUGCUGCUUCGAAAACCUUUCAGCAAAAAAUGAAGUACGUCUUGUUCUCAGGAGCUCAAUUGCUACAUCUCUUCUUCGAAUGCUUCCUGUCUCAGCAGCUGACGGAUAUAAGUUCGCAAGUUCAACAACACAUAGCCGAUGGAAAAUGGUACGACAUUUCGGCAAAAUCUCAAAAAUUGCUGAUUUUGAUGACCAUGAGGUGUCAAGUACCUUGUACUCUAACGGCAGGAAAAAUUAUGGGACUGUCCAUCGAAAACUUUGGAGCUAUGAUCAAAACUAGCGGAUCAUACGUUAUGAUGCUGUUAUCUAUGCAAUAAGUUUUUUAUUUAAUGGUGACCGUUUCUUCGAUUUUUGAAUAAAUAUGUUAAAUGUACAUUAGAGCUCUUAAA
Molecule: messenger RNA, 1626 nt
Organism: Cotesia glomerata
Lineage: Eukaryota; Metazoa; Arthropoda; Insecta; Hymenoptera; Braconidae
Product: odorant receptor 22c-like
Exons: 8
Coding region: 361-1554 (397 amino acids)
Biological process (GO): sensory perception of smell; detection of chemical stimulus involved in sensory perception of smell
Cellular component (GO): plasma membrane
Molecular function (GO): olfactory receptor activity; odorant binding
Source: RefSeq, a predicted model, not a curated record